CUUCAAUACUCGUUAUUUCCGUUCAACAACUGGUUUGGCUUCUCGAACUUCUCGAACUACUAUCUAGUAUCGCUCCAAGCUCUCCCCGUUUUUCCCGUCGAAUCCUCGUAAGUUUCUACAUUCGUAUUUGGAUCUUGUUGAAUUGCUCAACUUAUCUCUCGAACGCUACCUCUUUUUGACCCAAGUUCGAACCUUGAGCUCACGUCCGAAGAUUCUCAUCCUACUACGAAUCGCUUGAUAUUUCUCUCAUCAACUCCUCUCUAUUCCAACGUUUCUGUCCAGGGGCCUCUCGUUAACAUCCAAAGCAUCAUAGCAUGCACUUAUUUCCAUUUCUCCCGGUUGGGUUGUUUGCUACGCUCCUCUUGUUUUUAACACUUCCAGCUGGUGUCUUUCCAUCUCCAGUAAACCUUCGCCCUCGCCCUGACAAUCACCCCGGACUCAGUGAAAUCUCGCAACCUCAACACCCAACAACAAGUCCAACAAAAACUCCUGCCUUUGAGGUAUUGGAAUUUCAUUUGAUACGCCAAAAGAGUGCGGGUGAGGCGGUUCUCAAAGUCAACACUCCCGCCCCCCACGUUGAUUCCUCUGAAACUUGGACGUUGGCUGUAAUGAACCAAACGGCGACCAACCGCGACUCGGGGUUUCGAACAGAACCAAUUGUGGGGGGUACCGCGGGCGGUACAUCUCCAACUUGGAAAAGUGCAGUCCGCGGCAAUCGCACUGGUGUUUUUGUCAUUAUAUCACGGAACCCUCCGGUAUCGAAGAUCUUGGGAAGAGCCAAAGCGACAUUAACAGGGAAGAGAAAAAUCUUCCGCAGCUGUAGAGAUGUCGAUGCCAAUCAGCCGAAUCUUCUGUAUUUGGAUUCGCUGUUGUCAGCGCUGAAGAAAAUGGAAGAUGAGGAGGGGAUAGCUGAUGUGGAUUUGGACCUGAGCUUGGAUGGGGAGUGGUUGCCUAUGAUGAAGGAGAUGAUUAUAACAGCUGGCAGUGCGGCAGGUCAAAAGGUCACUGGCCAGGAUUGGGAGCGGUACAAGAAAGUACUAGAAGAGCCUCGGUUUAAGUUCGAGCCGCAGUCGCCGCCGACUAAGGCUUGGGAAGAGGCAGCAGAAAAGAGAAUUUUGGGAGAUGGGUUUAAGCUCGAGAAGUGAUGAGGAUUUUGGAAUACGACAUGUGGUGAACGUUAAAGCAUUACUAUAGGUUGUACGCAUGCUUUUCCCGUUACAGAAUCUCCCUCGUUUCUCUCCGUAGGUUUUCUCUGUAGUUUCAGAUAUCCACUGAUUGAUUCACAUCCAGGGGGCGGGCAGCGGAGUUUUCCGUGAAAUCAACUGGUGCAGACCCCCCCGUGUGAACUUUGAGUUGCCGACAGCGGCUAG
Molecule: messenger RNA, 1370 nt
Organism: Lentinula edodes (shiitake mushroom)
Lineage: Eukaryota; Fungi; Basidiomycota; Agaricomycetes; Agaricales; Omphalotaceae
Exons: 3
Coding region: 315-1145 (276 amino acids)
Source: RefSeq, a predicted model, not a curated record